Colias croceus (clouded yellow) is the source of this 2237-nucleotide messenger RNA. Its product is annotated as homeobox protein Hox-A1-like. The record is from RefSeq and is a predicted model, not a curated record. Gene Ontology annotation, cellular component: nucleus. The coding region runs from base 290 to 1174 and encodes 294 amino acids. Gene Ontology annotation, molecular function: RNA polymerase II cis-regulatory region sequence-specific DNA binding; DNA-binding transcription factor activity, RNA polymerase II-specific. Gene Ontology annotation, biological process: regulation of transcription by RNA polymerase II. NCBI's taxonomy places the organism in Eukaryota, Metazoa, Arthropoda, Insecta, Lepidoptera, Pieridae. The transcript has 2 exons.
UGUCACAAGAGCGAUGUGAGAAAUGUUGUAACGGACAAUAAAUACACCUUACCCGUGAAACGCGUCUUGAAAAAUCACGUUUCUUAUCCGCUUAUCAGCGUUGCAUCACUAGAUACAGCCGUCCCUCUCUCGGGCGCCCGGGCGGUGAGUUAGAGAAAGAGGGAAAACUAAUUUUCGGUGCGGUAAAUAAGUCGCGUUCAGUAUUCGCCUCACCUGACGCGCGAGUGGUCGGCGCCGGCACACAGCGGGCCAGUGAUGUGUGUGAUGUAACUCGAUAUCGGCAGCAAACAUGAUGACCAUGGACAUCGGCAUGUACAACAACCAGAAUGGGUAUAACGCGGAGUACUACCAGCAGGGCGCGGGCUACCAGGCGCCGUACGAAGGCUAUCACGAGGGCUACUACGAGCCGGCGCCGUACUACGAGCCGGCGCCGCAGCCCGAGCCGGCGCCCGUCAUCAGCACGGACACGGGGCUGUGCUACACGAACCUGGACUAUGAGCUGCAGCAGGGCUACCCGCUGCAGGCGCAGCCGCGGGACGCCGGGCUGCACGAGCCCAAGCUGGACGGCCACUACUUAGAGAGCAAGUACAACAUGCACUUUGUGGACGACGGGCUGCAGUACGCGCACGGCUCGGCCGAGUUCGAGCUGCCGUACGCGCCCAAGGAGGAGUACGGGCUGCGCGAGUUCCCGCGCGAGGAGAUGCACGGGCCCCAGCCGCUCGCGCACCACGCCGUGCCCACCUACAAGUGGAUGCAGGUCAAGCGGAAUGUGCCCAAACCAUCAGCGCCAAAGCUGAUGAUACCUCCAGCGGACUUCGUGAACCAGGGCGUGCUGGGCAGUCCUCAGGACGGGAUGCGCACCCCCACGGGCAACCAGAUGCUCGCCAACCCCCUCCUCAACCUGAACAACACCGGCAGAACCAACUUCACCAACAAACAGCUUACGGAACUCGAGAAAGAGUUCCACUUUAACAAGUACCUCACGCGCGCGAGGAGGAUAGAAAUUGCAUCUGCCUUGCAGCUCAACGAGACGCAAGUCAAAAUUUGGUUUCAGAACAGAAGAAUGAAACAGAAGAAGAGGAUCAAGGAGGGGCUGAUAGCGGCGCCCGACCUCGCGCCCUCCGCCUCGCACUCGGCCAUCGGCUCCAACGAGAACAGCCGGGAGUCCAGCUAGAAUUGUGUUCAGUUAUAUUGACUCGAAAGUGUGGUUCGACUGAGCGAAAAUAUCGAACGUUGAAGUACUUACUGUGUGCCAAAAUUUUACAUUAACUUUUUAACAUAACUAAGGUUUCACUUCGUCUGUCUCGUGUACAAUUUUGGCAAAUGGUACGCACGUAGCUUAAAUAUUUCCAACCGUAAUUCAAAUCGAACAAAAAGUGGCUAGACCGCAUUUUAUAUUUAAUAUCUUUGUCAAAAUAUAAGCUCAAAUAGAUUAAGCUUCAUUAUAUUGUAGACUAAAUUAAGUACUUUAAUAGUGUUUAAUAUUUUUUACAUAUUUUCUCCCAGUCUUAUUUUUCAUAAAAUGUAGUUUUUUUAUUUAACCAUUAUUUUUGUAUCGCUAGCUUUGUAUUAAUUUAUUACAUGAAAUAGUUUUAAAUUCCAUAAUGAGGUGCUUUGUUUGGUUUAUUGCGAAAUGAGAUUAUUUAGACCUAAGUUUACAAAUAGCUUUACGGAAAUUACAAUUUUUGAGAAGGACUAAGGAAAUAAUAAUAAAGUUCGUUCUAAUAAACUUUCUGCGUGCAGAAAAUAUUAUUAGGAUUGUCUUAAAACAUAUUUUUAACAAAUUUUUAAAGAGCUGCGAGCCCGGCUUCGCACGGAUAGAUUUAUUUAUGUAGUUUUCUAAAUUUUUUAUAGUCACUUUUCCAACACUUACGGAGACAAAUAAACAUAUUUGAUUUGAUAAAUAUUAUAACCUUUCAUCAGCUAUUGAGUAUGUAACUACCUAUAUAUUAGUUCUUAUAGAUUUUCUUCUUGUCCUUGUCCUUCUCAACCAUGUAAGACAAUUCGUCAACUCAAUUUUAUAUGUUUGUACCGCUUCUUCAUUUCUGUAUAGCAUAUUUUUUUACUUUACCAAAGCUGUUGAUGAUUAUUUAUUAAGCGUAUUGUGUUUAGGUAUUGUACAGGUUUAGAGAUAUAGCGCUACCAUAGCUGUAUAUAUGACCGAUGGUCUGUAGAUCGAUUGUGUGUAUAUUUUGUAAUCUAAGUUCAGAACUAUCAAUAAAUUAACUAUUUUCAAA